ACACAGCACGGAGACAACAACACAGAGACAACAACACAGAGACAGCGACACAGCACGGAGACAACAACACAGAGACAACAACACAGAGACAACAACACAGAGACAGCGACACAGCACGGAGACAACAACACAGAGCAUCAUCAUCAUCAUCGUCGUGAUCGUCACCUGCAGGGCCCCGUGAUGUCGUGGGACUGCCCGCUGGACCCAUCUCCCGGGACGUUCCCUCGGCCGCCGAUCCGCCUCAAGGUUUCCUUCGAGUACGCGCCGCCCGAGGCCGCGGGCGAGAGGCUGUGCUGGCUGGCGCUGGAGCCCGGCCGCUGCCGCGUGGUGGCCGACCUCGCGUGCCUCAUCCGCCAGCGCUUCGGGCUCGGCGGGCGCGUGGGGCUGUCGCUGUUCGUGCAGGGCUGCCUGCUGCCGCACGCCGAGCCCGUGGGGCUCGUGCGCGACGGAGACACGGUCCAUGUGCGGCAGACAGAACUUCUGGACUUGUGCCCAUCUAGUGGUGAGAGCCAGUCGCUGCCAUCUUGCAAGAAAAGGAAGAGCUGCCACGUUGAAGGUGACAGCGAUGGAAGCGACUCUGUCCACAACAACGUCAGAAAGCGUAAAAAGAAAAAUAAACGGGAAACGGAGUCUCCCAAGGACCAAGAGGACCUACAAGAAAACCACGUGAAUUCAAUCUCACCAGCAAAGAAGAGAAAGAAGAAGAAAGCUGAAGAGGUUAAUGAUGAUGAUACAGUCAAUGCCAGACAGGCAUUUGAGACAAGUAAAGUCAAAGCGAAAUUGGAUAAAUUGAAUAAAGGCCACGGGAAAGCUGUGAGUUCCAGCAGUGAGAAGGAUGAGCAUGAAGAUGGUUCUGAGCACGAGAAUUCAACGACGAAGGUUCGCCAGAAAAAUAAAGUUUCCCGGAAAUCUGAAACCAGAGUGCAGGCAAAUGAUAAAAAGGAGAAAAGGAAAGCAUUUGAUUCCCAACAAAACGGUUCUGCUUUGUUUACAAAGGAAAGAAAACGGACUUCGUCAAAAGCUGCAGCAAGCACAAAAUCAAAGGUUGCAGUUACAGUGAGCAAGCAGAAGUCGAAAAGCAGCUUAUCUUUGAGCUCAGGUGAUGAUGGCGACGAUGGUGUCCAAAGUGAUAAAUCAGGCAGUGGAUCUAAAGCCGCAAAAAAUAAAACGGUAGGUGCUGGACGUGCAAGACAAGGUAAAGGGAAACGAAAGGUCACCAACGGUGGGAUGCAUGCAACUGUGCAGAUUCCCACGCAACAACGGAAGGCCGGGAAACCAGUGGAAGAAACUGACUCCAGCUCCGACAGCGAUGAGAAUGACAAGGGAAAUAAACUAAACAGUCCUGCCGACAAUACGGUUCGCCCACAUUCGGGAACAAGAUCUGCAGCAGCUCCUUCGGCCGUCGCCAAGAGCAGCAUUGCAGAGAAGUCCUCGAAAGGGGACGGCUCGGCCGAAUCGGGCAGCAGCAGCAGUGAAGACGCGUCGAGUGGAAAGGAAGCUGAACCCGCAGUGGGGCCGACGCCCAUGAAUGUGUCGGGGAGGAGAGGGGGGAAGAACACGCAGCGCGAAAAUUCACCAUGUGAAGUAGAGGAUGAUGCCCAGGGAGCCACGUCUGGACUGGGAAGGGGCCAGAGGAAGUGGAAUGGAGCAGGGAACCGUGGAAUUGGAAGGAGUUGUGGAACGUUUCCUGGCACUCCGUACCCGAGCCGGCAUGAAGAUGGGACAUCUGGGAUGCCCAACGAUGAGCCUUUCCCCGGGCGAGGGAGAGGCUGGAGGGGCGGUCGGGGCCGAGGGGCAGUGGGGGAGAGCGCUGCUCAGUGCCGCAGUCACUUGCGCUUCGACGCGUUUUCCUCAGAGCCGGAAGUGUUGCCCAGCAAGGAGCUGAGCAGAGAGAGUGGAGCUGGAGAUGUCUACACCAACGCCUCCACCGUAGUGCAGAAUGCCGUGGAGGUGGUCAAGAGGGAUUACUCUGCACUUCCUACCUUGGAUGGACCUCCACGGGCAGGGGACCACAUCGCUUUCAAGAUGUUGGAAAUGAAUGACAAUUACUCCCCAGAAGUCUCUGACUACAAAGAGGGGGAGGUGCUGAUGUACGACCCCAUCUCCCGCGAAUUGGAGAUUACGGUCAAGGCGGACCCAUCGGCAGGCAAGCGGAUGGGUGGAAAAUUCGAGUUGGAGUACGAGAGUGAUGCCGAGGGCAACUCUCCAAGGGCGGAGGCUGCACCCUGCCUCACGCGCGAAACGACAAUUACCAUUAAGUGGACGUCGCUGUUUGAUCCCAGGCUGAUCGUGGAGAUUGUGCCGCCCCCCUUCGUGGCCCUGCCCUCAUCAUCUCCACAGCUGUGACCGGCCAAGGAGUUGGCCAGAGGUAGCCAAAGCUCGGUGCGGCCUGGUGGACCCCGAGAGGUCCUGCCUCCACCUCCCCCAUGCUGGCGAGAUGUUAACUACCUUGCCUGGUAAAUGGGAGGUCGUGGCUUCGAUCCCGACCAUGUGACGCCUGCUGUGUAUUUGGAGUCUGUAUGUUCUCUCUCCUCGUGGAUAUUUCUCUGGGUCCUCUGUUUUUUUGCCCCACAUUUAGAAUCAACGUGUUUAGAGUAUUUGGCUACUGCUAUACAUUUACACAUAAGCCACUUUGUUGAGCCGUCGUUUGUGGCCAGGUCGCAUCUGAAAAAGAGCUCUGUAGCUCAGUGAACCUUAGCUGGUAAAAUAAAAAAAAAAUCUGUAGGGGAGCAAUCAAUUUGUUUUUAUUGAAUGUAUGCUCGUAUGUAUGUUGGACUUCUUUCGCACCGCACGUAGCCAACCGUGCUAAUCGGAGGUGUGGGGGAAGGACGACAAACUAAACACAAAAAGCAGCUUGGCUUAGCAUAUGCUCGUCCCCUGCUAAAUCUGUUGUUCAUAUUUUAAUCGAGGGACGAUAUCGAUGGCGUGCGCGUCUUCCUUUUUGGCCGCGAUGUCGCGACCGUUUCUGAAGGCAGCCCGAGCAAAAGUGCGCAAGCCCUUCCCACUCCCUUUUGGAAAAGCAAGCCCCCACUCGGCCCGCCGAAGGGGGCCAACGCAGAGCUGGCUUGCACCCCUCCCCUCUCCCGCGUAAGACAACGUGAACGUCUGGAAGCUGGGGAACAUUCGCUCAGUUUUGCAGGCCACAUCAGUGAUUUGUUUUAAGCGGUCUCGUGGGAAACUGAAGCGAGUUGACGAUGUGUUCGUUCAGUUGUUUAUCUCACAGGAGCCCAGCGAUGCUUGCUGUAGAUCGUGGCGAAGGCUUUGUCUGUCAUUGCGUUCAGGAUCCUUGUGAGAUGUGCCAUGGAAGAUUUUACGCACUGCCUUUGGACGUGAUACUUUCAACGUGAAAAUAUUCUACAGCCGUGGUAAAUUGGCUACAAGCGCAGGUGUUGGAGCAACAGAGCCUUGUCAUUAGAAUUUUAUAUGUGUGCAAAAACCAGUGGAAAAGUCAAAACAGCAUCGUGUUCACCUGGAAUACCGUUUAGAAUUUUUAUAUUUGAAUAAAUAAAAAACAAACCAUCACCGACGUUUCAUAA
Lethenteron reissneri (Far Eastern brook lamprey) is the source of this 3536-nucleotide messenger RNA. It is a transcript of the gene COIL, whose product is annotated as coilin. Gene Ontology annotation, cellular component: Cajal body. Gene Ontology annotation, biological process: spliceosomal snRNP assembly. The record is from RefSeq and is a predicted model, not a curated record. Lineage: Eukaryota; Metazoa; Chordata; Hyperoartia; Petromyzontiformes; Petromyzontidae. Gene Ontology annotation, molecular function: U2 snRNA binding; U1 snRNA binding.